CUUCGACGCACGUUCGAGUGGCCCGACGCGUCGUCAGUGAACACCAUGGCACACUCUGUUUCUCCUCUCGGUCUGUCCGACUCGGACUACUGGUCGCUUCGUCCUCCGUCUACCGUACUCGAUACCACUGGCGCUGCUCUGUUGACAGAAACCGACUCCGACGGUAUCGCUGCUGCCUAUCCUGGACUGUCUCUUGUCUCUUCGAACGCGCAGGCCCAACGCGAGCCCUUACCUUCCCCAGCACCUAUGACCUGCGCCAGCAACAACUACGUCAAUGGUCCUCCGUUCGAACUUGGUAUCCCUGGCUAUAUGCUGCUGACACCUGCAAAGGUGGCAUGCUGGCAUUCGCACCUCAAAGUCAUACGGCGCGUCGCAGAUGUUCGUCUAAUGGACGAGGCUGUCCUGCCGCAUGAAAAUCCCUCGGACGUGGACGCUGUGUCGCUCAUACUCGAAGAUGAUAUUGACAUGGAGCGCGAUAUCCAUGCGAAGCUGCGCGAAGUCUGGGAUCUAUUGCCUACGGACUGGGAUAUCGUAUUCUUAGGUAUACCAUUCACCCGGCCCAUCGACUCUCGCACCACUCUCCACCCUUCCUUCGCGCCGAAAUGCACUCAUGCGUACGCGCUGACACGAACGGGUGCACGCCGGCUGCUGUUGUACCUCCGACACACGCCCUUCGCAUACUCGCGGGCUCUCGAUCAAGCACUGUCCUUCUCCGUCGUUCCGAGCCUCAUAGUGCAGAGGAAGAUAGGCCGCAGUGAUAUAGACGCGAGCGGAGGUGGUAUGGGGACUAGGACCUGACUUCGAGUGAUUUUUCUACCUCGCAAUGGACGACCCUGAGGUCCUUCAACAUAGUUCAUUCGCGGUGCGCGCGCGUCCGUACUGUGCCGUACCGGGGGCUGUAUACACCCAGUUCUCCCUGUGCCUUCCCUGACUCUGACUCAACAUAUGCGAGUCACCGUCCUGCCAUUGCUCCGACUUGUCG
Molecule: messenger RNA, 982 nt
Organism: Fomitopsis serialis
Lineage: Eukaryota; Fungi; Basidiomycota; Agaricomycetes; Polyporales; Fomitopsidaceae
Exons: 6
Source: RefSeq, a predicted model, not a curated record